AUGUCGACGAAUCGUGUGCUUCGUGGCGGCUGCCAAUGCGGCCGCAACAUGUAUAUUGUCCAGCCGCCAUCCGACGCGGCCGAAGUCGCGCAGGUGCUCUUCGACCCGGCGCCAUUGCACCGCUUGUCACUUGCUUCGCCUCUGCCAACUUACCUCCGUGUGCCGCUCGCAUGGUACCACAGCACGGUGCUCCCCUUCUUCCCCGACGAGACCCACUCCAUGAUCCAUCGCUCGUACGAGCACCCAGGCCAGACCAGCAGCGGCACCCGGCGGCAUUUUUGUGGAUUCUGCGGCACGCCGCUGUCGUUUUGGUCGGAGACGCCGGCAUCCGAAGCCAACUACAUUCGACUGGCGCUGGGCAGCUUGAGCACGGAAGACCUGGACGAGCUCGACGAGUGGGCGCGUGCGGGCGACACAAGUGAUAACGACGAUGACGACAACGACGACGACGAUAACGACGAGGAGGAGGAGGAGGAGGAAAAGGACGACGACAACGAAGCAAUGCAAGAAGAGGUUCCGCGGGAAUCGCUGAAGCGCAGCAAGCCCGAAGGAACGGCGCUGGGUCGCGUCACGUCACUGACUGGCCUUCCCUGGUUCGACAGUUUUGUUGAGGGUAGCCGUCUGGGCCGCCACCUCUUGCGGCAGCAGAAGCAGCAGCAGCAGCUCCAACGACAGUCGCAGAGCACGGGCCGAGCACACAUUCGGCGGCACGACGCCGGGUCGGCUCAGAGCGCCGACGGCGCCGUGCAGGUCGAGUGGGAAGUGCUGGAGUGGACCGAGGGUGAUGAUGACGACGGCGAUGGCGGCCAGGGCAAAUCGGCACCGCGCUCAUCCGAGGCAAGCCCUGCAAAACGAGCCAGGUUCGGUGAAGGCGAUGAUUAA
Messenger RNA from Sporothrix schenckii 1099-18, 882 nucleotides. RefSeq lists its product as uncharacterized. The record is from RefSeq and is a predicted model, not a curated record. The transcript is spliced from 2 exons. NCBI's taxonomy places the organism in Eukaryota, Fungi, Ascomycota, Sordariomycetes, Ophiostomatales, Ophiostomataceae. Bases 1 to 882 code for a protein of 293 amino acids.